Girardinichthys multiradiatus is the source of this 10434-nucleotide messenger RNA. RefSeq names its product protein argonaute-3 (gene ago3a). The record is from RefSeq and is a predicted model, not a curated record. Bases 785 to 3367 code for a protein of 860 amino acids. The transcript is spliced from 19 exons. Gene Ontology annotation, biological process: regulatory ncRNA-mediated gene silencing; regulation of stem cell proliferation. Gene Ontology annotation, molecular function: protein binding; RNA binding. NCBI's taxonomy places the organism in Eukaryota, Metazoa, Chordata, Actinopteri, Cyprinodontiformes, Goodeidae.
GUUCGUGGUUCUGACGUCUGGUAGCACUGAACCCACCUCUUCCUGUCGGUGUCAGAAAGACAACUUCACCAUAUUUAGCUGGCUUACCCAAGCUCUGCAGAGUUGUUCUGUCAACCUGCUUGGAAAUCCUGACACUUAUCAGCGGAUACACUGCGGGGUUGACAACUUCGUUUCGACGCUUGGACACAACUUACAGACGACGACGUCGGCGGAAGACGGAGCGACCUGCCUGAAACAGCUGCUUUAACGCCAUAAAAAGUGGCCGUCGUCUGUCAGAAUUCCCACUAACAGUCGAGCUAGCCUUCUAGCUAACAAAUUUAGCUCCUUGCCCCGUGGUUAAAUAUUUAUGUCCUCCCUACGGACGGCCAUACAUCGGUAUGGAUUCAUUUGGACUCGGUGACCCCGCCGUGAUGUUCUCCUGACAGCUCCUCUCGUCUGUUCCAGCCACUUUACCCCCAACGCCUGGCUAGCAAGCUAACUUAGCUAACUAGCAGAUUUUCAUUGCCCAUAGUAGCCAGUAGCUUUCGCCGUGGCAGUGAAAUCCGAUUUUAGUUGUCGACGUGCGGAAUAGGGGGAACAACGAAAACCAUCGGCUGGUGAUUCGUCCAUAGCGAGGGUUGCCGUUUCAGAGUGGGAUUGGAAGGGGGAUUAACUAGGGUUAGGACACGCUGUUACAGCGGAGGCAGAGGCGCUGCGCUCCCCAAGGAGACACCGGACUUCACGGAGGAGUCCCGAACGUUUGACAUCUGUGAUCCGGGAAGCGAACCGGGCAGGGACCUCAUGAAUGGAAAUCGGAACUACAGGAGCCGUUGGGCCCCAAGCCCUGUUCUCCAUGCCUCGGCGGCCUGGCUAUGGCACCAUGGGGAAGCCAAUCAAGCUGCUGGCCAACUGCUUCCAGGUGGAGAUCCCAAAGAUGGAUGUCUACCUCUACGAGGUAGACAUCAAGCCUGACAAGUGCCCACGUCGGGUGAACAGGGAGGUAGUCGACUCCAUGGUGCAGCAUUUCAAGGUGACAAUUUUUGGAGAUCGAAGGCCAGUCUAUGAUGGAAAGAAGAGUUUGUACACAGCCAACCCACUGCCUGUGGCACCCACGGGGGUGGACCUUGACGUCACUCUUCCAGGUGAGGGUGGCAAAGAUCGUCCCUUUAAAGUUUCCAUUAAGUUCGUGUCUCUGGUCAGUUGGCACAUGCUCCACGAAGUGCUGACUGGCCGCAGCAUGCCUGAACCGCUUGAGCUGGACAAGCCCAUCAGCACCAACCCUGUACAUGCAGUGGAUGUAGUCCUGCGACACCUGCCCUCCAUGAAGUACACUCCAGUUGGCCGAUCUUUCUUUUCUGCUCCAGAGGGUUAUGACCAUCCUCUGGGAGGUGGGAGGGAAGUUUGGUUUGGUUUCCACCAGUCUGUGCGCCCAGCCAUGUGGAAGAUGAUGCUGAACAUUGAUGUCUCUGCCACAGCUUUUUACAAAGCCCAGCCAGUUAUCCAGUUCAUGUGCGAAGUGCUGGAUAUCCACAACAUAGAUGAGCAGCCUCGCCCUCUCACAGACUCUCACAGGGUCAAAUUCACCAAAGAAAUCAAAGGUUUAAAAGUGGAGGUGACACACUGUGGAACAAUGCGGAGGAAGUACCGUGUUUGCAACGUGACCCGACGGCCCGCCAGCCAUCAAACGUUCCCUCUGCAGUUGGAGAACGGUCAGACUGUAGAACGCACAGUAGCCCAGUACUUCAGGGAGAAGUACAACCUGCAGCUGAAGUACCCGCACCUGCCCUGUCUACAGGUGGGCCAGGAGCAAAAACACACCUACCUGCCCCUCGAGGUGUGUAACAUUGUAGCGGGCCAGCGAUGCAUCAAGAAACUGACAGACAACCAGACCUCCACUAUGAUCAAAGCCACAGCUCGCUCUGCACCCGACAGGCAAGAGGAGAUCAGCAGGCUGGUGCGCAGUGCCAACUAUGAGGCGGACCCUUUCGUGCAGGAGUUCCAGUUCAAAGUGCGUGACGAGAUGGCUCAUGUGACGGGGCGAGUGCUACCCGCCCCCAUGCUGCAGUACGGCGGCAGGAACCGCACUGUAGCUACUCCCAGCCACGGGGUGUGGGACAUGAGGGGGAAGCAGUUCCACACUGGGGUGGAGAUAAAGAUGUGGGCCAUAGCUUGCUUCGCCACACAAAGACAGUGCCGGGAAGAAAUUCUCAAGGGUUUCACAGACCAGCUACGUAAAAUCUCCAAGGAUGCAGGGAUGCCCAUCCAAGGCCAGCCGUGCUUCUGUAAAUACGCCCAAGGGGCGGACAGCGUGGAGCCGAUGUUCAGACACCUGAAGAACACCUACGCUGGGCUGCAGCUCAUCAUUGUCAUACUGCCUGGAAAGACUCCGGUCUAUGCUGAGGUGAAGCGAGUGGGAGACACCCUUCUGGGCAUGGCAACCCAGUGCGUUCAGGUGAAGAAUGUAGUGAAGACAUCACCUCAGACCCUCUCCAACCUCUGCCUUAAGAUCAAUGUGAAGCUGGGAGGCAUAAACAACAUCCUGGUACCUCACCAACGACCAUCAGUGUUUCAACAGCCAGUUAUCUUCUUGGGGGCAGAUGUUACACAUCCGCCGGCCGGAGAUGGGAAGAAGCCUUCAAUCGCAGCGGUGGUUGGCAGUAUGGACGCCCACCCCAGCAGAUACUGUGCCACUGUGCGCGUCCAGAGGCCCAGGCAGGAGGUCAUCCAGGAUCUGGCCUCCAUGGUGCGGGAGCUGCUCAUCCAGUUCUACAAGUCGACCCGCUACAAGCCAACCAGGAUCAUUUUCUACAGGGACGGGGUUUCAGAAGGCCAGUUCAGACAGGUGCUGUACUAUGAGCUGCUGGCCAUCCGGGAGGCCUGUAUCAGCCUGGAGAAGGAGUACCAGCCAGGCAUCACUUACAUCGUCGUGCAAAAACGCCACCAUACCCGCCUCUUCUGCGCCGACCGCAAUGAGAGAGUUGGACGCAGUGGAAACAUUCCUGCUGGUACUACUGUGGACACAGACAUCACGCAUCCCUACGAGUUUGACUUUUACCUCUGCAGUCACGCUGGAAUCCAGGGCACCAGCCGGCCCUCCCACUACCAUGUACUGUGGGAUGACAAUUGUUUUACUGCUGACGAAUUCCAGCUGCUCACCUACCAGUUGUGCCACACCUACGUGCGUUGUACCCGCUCGGUCUCCAUCCCCGCCCCCGCCUACUAUGCCCACCUGGUCGCCUUUCGUGCCCGCUACCAUUUGGUGGACAAAGAGCAUGACAGUGCCGAAGGCAGCCAUGUGUCUGGUCAGAGUAACGGUCGAGACCCGCAGGCGCUGGCCAAAGCUGUUCAGAUUCACCACGACACCUUGAGGACCAUGUACUUCGCCUAAGCAAAACAACAUCCCUCCCCAACCACGAUCACACAGACACAAAAGCAACCAUGCACGCCUGGCUCGCCAGUCAAGGAGUCCUCAUAGGUGCAUGCCCAACCCCCCCCCAGCCCCACAUGGCGAGUCAAUGCGGACCUGACACUGUGCAGAGGAGAGAAGGGAGGAGGGAGGGGAGGAGGCACCCCUACACUGGACUGAGGAUGCAAACGCUGCUUUAAAGACAAACAAAACAGAAACUCAGCACUAUUAUGCAAUAUUAAACCAGCCAACUAGUUUAUUCCCACUCUAUUCAGGCCCCCUCUUCAGUGCCCCUCCAAUCUUUUCUUCCCCAUUCAACUCCCUUUCUUGUAACCUUGUGGGUGUUUUUUAUUUUUGUUUCUUUUUACUUUUCCCCUCCUUUGGCCCGGACCUUCUUCAUUUGGCUCAUCCUGCACCAUUUCCAGUACCUCAAGUCAGUUUGAGCAGCAGCACUUUUACAUUCUUUCAGUUUUACUGUAGUUUGUCGAAACUCCCCGAGGUUUAAAAAAAGCGAGAAGCGUCUGGAUUAUUUGGAGUGUAUUUCUACGGACCACAGGUCCUUCACAUUACCACUUUUCCUACUUUCACUUCUGCCUAGUGUUACUUUUUAUGAAGACAAAUGUUUGUUAGAGCACACUGCCAUCUGUUGGCGUUGAGGUAUAAAUGCCCUCUAAAAGUCACAAUGAGAAGUUGUCUUGGAACAUUUUAGAUGAUUUUUGAUUUAUAGUUAUGGUCAGUUGCCAGGUUUUCAACUGCGGCAGUUUUUAUUGGCUGUCGUAAAAGAAAUGCUGAAGUGCAUUCAUAUAUGGAGUAUCUCUAAGUAUAACACUGUUUUUAAUCCAGUCAUUUCUUCUGCGUAAUGCGGGAAACUGUUUUAUCCUUUUUAAUUAGUUAUAUGAGUUUUAUUCUUAUUCUUAGCGUGCAUGCAUGCAUUUUCCUCAGUGCUUUAUCUUGAAUUUCCCUCCCUGUUCGAGAUGGAUAAUUUGAGAUUGUGACAAUGGUUUCCUUUAGUGCAAUAAUCAGUUGAACGAAGGGAAGAGGAUUUUAGGGGAUUUAAAUGACUCAUGGUUUAAUAUUUCAACGAAAAGUUCACUCACUUCAGAGGCACUUCUUUUUCCGCUCCUCUGAGAUAAAGGAGCAGUGCAUUUUUUGUUAUUUGUUUUUGGUCGCCUUCCCCGUUGCUGUUUAGCAAAAGUGGUGCAUCUGCAGUUUAGAUGAUUAUUGUGUUUCUACUUGCACGGAAGGAGUUUAUGCACCCCUGUACCUUCAGUGUGAUCAUUGAUUUUAAAACUUCUGAUCAUGACUUUGCUAGUGAGGUUGUCUCCAAGCUUCUAGGCAAACAGCAGCAAGGUGGAGCAUAAAGGCCAUAAAAAAGAAGUAUUUAAGUGCCUGGCAGAAACGUUUAGUUGUCAAAAGCUGUAGGAAUCUCAUUUCAAUCAGUUAGUGAUCAUAAAGCAUAUUUCAACAAGCGGAAACUUCCACCUGACACCUGUCAUUCUUCUUAACGGCCUUUUGACUUGUCUAUACAUCUCAAUUAAAACGACUUUAGAUCAAAAUAUCUAUUCCUUUUCUGCCUGUAUGGCCGUCACAGCUGUUGGCUGUGCUUUAGAGUUUUUUUUUUUGUUUUUUUUUACUUAAUAUUCAAAAGACAUUAAUCCAGCUGCUAUGGUGGGUUUUUAAAAUAGUGGACUGGAUUGAUGGGCAUGGAGUAAAGACCUUCAGGACAUUAUUCCUGCGGUUGAAGUCGGAAGACCUCAGCAAGGUGUAAGUCCUGCCCAUUUAACUGGCCCUGAAUAGGAAAUGGCCUCAAAACAGAGCAGAGGAGUUAUGUGGGUUAUUAACAUUUGCAGCUGAAGUACAGCUAUUUGGUGACUGAAGACUUGUUCAUGCAUCAGAUGUGCCUUAUUGGUGCAAGUAACGUCUCUGUCGCAGACCAAACGGAGAUGGCUCAUGGCUGCAUCCUUGUGUACUCACGCAUCCAAAGCCACGACGUUGCUGGGACUUUUCCCCAUAUUUUAAAUGUGUAGUUUGUCGGCUUUCUCUGUUGAUGCCUCAUGAAGAAACCUUAACCCUCUGUGCUUGUGCUCAUGAUUCCAACGUGCUGUGAAGGCACAUUUUCCUGGAAGUGUUUACCUACAGAACGCUCCCCACAUUGCUCCUCUUCUCUGUUGAAGACCUGAAGCUUGUUCGGGACAUGUUUUUAAAAAGUUAUCUGCACUAAAGAAGCAUGUGUUCCUAAACGAACACAGGCAUGGUGCUACUCUAAGAGUUUGAAUCUGAGCCUCUGUGAACGAGACUCUAAAUAAGCAGGUUUGGGUAAGAGAACCUCAGAAUGAAAGGACAGGAAAAGGUGCUUUUGAUGUGAUUGGUGCAAAGAGUAGAUUUAACAAUUUUGGGUUAGAUUAGCAUCGAUUUUAGGGGUUGGAGAACUUGUGAACGGUACAAUGGCAGACGUUCCUUAGAACAGUGAGGUAUAAUGUAGGAUCCUGCCUCCACUGUCGCAGCCUUGCAGUCUGGAGGCCAGUGUGUUUGAGCCUUCAUUAUUUCACCAGUAUCUUUUUAAAAAGCCAGAAUAUGAAAUAUAUUUGUACAUUUUAAAUUAUGUAAUGCACACCACUUAUUUUUGCUAACAGAAAAGAUGUAGUCUAAUUAUUAAUCUUGGUAAUUAAUGUAUCAUUAGAAAAGUUUAAAAAGAUAUAACAAAGUUUAGUUAUUGCAACUGACUGUUGAAUCGUUCCUGUGUCAGUGAAUAGACGUACAGUACAUGUGGUGGGGUUGUUGGACCUAGUGACGUGUGUGUGGACUGUUAUUGGUAAGGAUGUGGACUUCAGCCACCGCUUUCUUUGAUGUUUGGAUAAAAAAAAGCUUGCAAGAUGCUUAAUGUUCUUCUAAUUUUUGUUCUCACAGCUGGAAACUUAAAUGAGAUGAUGUUGGCAUGCCCUGCACACCUUUUGUUUUAGGACAAUAAUGUCUGUAGUUGAUAUUUUGCGCUUGAUACUUAUGAAUGUGCUGAUAACUGCUCCUUGAGAGAGCUGGGCGAAAUGGGAAGGUUUUUGUGAUCCAUUUCAAAUCCACACGAUCAAAAAAUAACUUGACAAUUGGGUAAAAGUUCUCAGUUGCUUUGAGUUAAAUCCUCAAGGGAUUUGCAUCGCACUGCAGCUCCUGUUCCACAAACUGGCCUCGAGCCCCUUCCAUGAGCACACAAAUCCAGAGUGUCGGCCUCCCGGUAAAUCAGUGUGACAAAGCCUGUAAUCUCAUUUUUACACCUUUUAGGAAAAGGUUCUCCCCCUGUGCCGAAGGACCACAUGCAGUGGCCACACUAUCUCAUUCAAACUCCCCACGUGGCACGUGAAAGGUUGAAACCGGAGGACAACUUGGUGGGAUUUCUGGAGCUUUCAGGUCUGCGUGUUUUUGGAUGGAUUUUUAAAACGAUCAGUGAGAACUUUAGGUGGCAGGUUAUGUUGGAGGUUGAACAAAAGGAGGUGGGAUUGUAUCUCUGCAGUCGAGAACAUGUUUACAUAGUGGAUGUGUUUGCUUGUCUUGAAUUUUAAAUGCCAUUAUCUGCUCUUUGCAAGUAUUAGCUAGUUAUCAUAGACAAGAGCAAUUCAGCUCUGAAGAAAACAUUCAUUUGGAUCUUUGGUUUUGAGAAACUUUCCCUUUUUUAAAAUGUGAUUCGAUUGGAAAUAAUUAAUGCGCAGAACUAAAGAGUAUAGAUCAAAUUCUCUUAGAUUUCUGUGCAGAAGUCAGUUUUUUUCCAUCUUUUAUUUCUAUUGUAGAAGUAGCUACAUUUAACCUUUUUUUUUUUUCUUUUUAGUAAUUGAUGAUUUUCAGUUGUUUUUUUUUUUUUUGUUGCUCUGCUUGUUUCAGGAAGGUGGCAAAGGAGUGAGAAGAUGUCCACAGAAAGUGCCUUUCCUCUCGAUGGUGCUGUUAUGUGAUAAUGUAAAACUUAACCAAUAAAAUGAAAAUGUCCUCAGCGGUGGCCACAUUAUGAACACUCUGUGUUGGAGAUUCAAUGUACCGAGACCGUGAGUCUGAAUAGAAUAGGAGAAUAUAUAAUGCCAAGUAGAUUUUUCUGAUGGAGCGCAGGCUUCUAGAACAUCCAGUGUCUUGGACCAAUGGCUCGUGGGACAGUCGAAUGUGGUUCUGGGUCGGUUUGCGGGAUCGAGCAUGGGUGGUGCCGGGGUCGUUUUUUUGUUUUUUUUAUGCUUUUAUUGCGUAACACCCACCAAUCACAAGUGAUGAACUUAGCACAGCACUUUAGAGACUGCCAUUUUCCCUCAGACACAAGGCCAAGAGGUUUUAGUCCCUGUUCCUCAAACCCGUGCGUUACCAAACGAUGCAGCCGGUUAUUUAAAGUGUGCCUCGUGCUCUCGUGGCUCUGUUUGGCUCGGUUGAGUCUGCCUUUCUCUCUUGUGUCCGUGUCCUCUCCGAAACUGCCACUCGGCGCGUUGCUAUAACCACAGCUGUAUGGGCAUCAAAACGUGGUUUGUUGGGCAUAAAAUGUUAAAGCAAGUGAAGGAAAAGUUUUUUUGUUUUUUUUUUUACACUAAUUUUGCAUGACAAAACAUCUUCUCAACUGGGUUCUGUCUGACUGAAGAAAGCAAGAUGGAAAAAGAUCUUAAUGUGUUUAAAGACGCAGGAAGAUAUAGUCAAGUGUCCUUUUAACUAACAGUACAUAUGGAGUAAAAUGGCAGGUCCAGUGUCAGUAUUGAGAUUUUCCACUUGAUGCCCGGCCCUAGUAGCAGCAGCCUGUGGCAUUUUUUCAUCUCGAUUCACCGCCCUGCCUGUGUUUCUCGUCUCUGAUGGAAGGAAUGCGUGCCUAGCACUAUCCUCGUCUCAAGCCGCUACGGCGUCGACUGAAAACUGAGGACCGUCUACAUAGUUUUAUUCUGGGGGGAGGGAACAGGAGGGGGAGGGUUAAUGCUUUCUAUUACGAGAAAUCUCAAAACACUGCACCUCAUUUACCUUGGUAUGCUGCAUAUGUUAUACUACAUGUAAGAAAACUGCAAAUGGCUUUUAUAACGACAUAUAAUGCUUGAGUAAUGCCUGAUUGCGAUAUUCUUAUACGGUAACUAUUUUAGUGUCAGAAUAGUUAUAACUGUAAAAGUACAAACAAAAAAAAAGAAACAAUAUUCUGUUUUGUCUUAACGGUUAUCUAAUUUUAAAAAAAGAUUGUUCUUGAGCCGACUUUUGUUGUCCUAUUUAAAUGUUCUUUCUAUAUAUAUAUAUAUAUAUAUAUAUAUAUAUAUAUAUAUAUAUAUAUAUAUAUAUAUAUAUAUAAAUAAUAUGAAAUAUAUAUGCGGAAUAUUUUAUGGUGUAUUUAUUGAGAGCGCGUUGAAGCGGCUGGAGUCUCCGCAUCGUUUUUGCAGUUUGGGGUGGGGGUGGGGGGGUGGAGCUAAGAGGAAGAGGUGCUUUUUUUAAUUUAAGCCCCUCCCUCUUGAUGUUGAUGCCUUAUUUUGUUAAACAAGCACAACAAUAUGUCAGGGGGUUCGAGGUUAAGAUUUGCCUUGUUACAGCCGUGGGUCGGACUCGCUCCUCUUCUAGUCAUGCCUCCGAUUUGACUUGGUUUUUUUUUACCAGCUAAGAGGGCGAUUCCCCCCCUCCCCCACCUAUAGCUCAUCUUUGACGAAUGGAACCAUUUCCGAACCACACUGACCGGAGUGUCAAAAAGCUGACUUUUUUCAUCCCAAGCUGCUAAUUGGUACGUUAGCCUUGUAAAAUUCCCCGAGCCAGUACAGGACAAGUGGACUGGGGGGAAGAGAGGAAAGAUAUCUGAAAGGCAAUUUUUUGGGGGUCAUGUUGAAAUUGUUUCUUUGUUUUUCAAGUAGGCUUAGCUUCUUUUCUCUUAAAAUUGUUUCCUUUCUGGUGCCAGAAUAUUUUACAGCAACAACAGAUCUCAUUCCACAAGAGAAGACAUGCCUCAGCCUUAGAUGUGUUUUUACUGUCGUCAGAAAUCUGCAUGACCUUGCAAAGCCUUUCCCUUGGCAGCCUACCAAGCAAACUAGCCUGGGUACUUGAUCUGUCCUGACUUCCAAACUGGUGUCCUGAUCUCUGCUCACUUCGCACAGAAACCACUAACAUGUUGUUUUUUGGAGAACUCUGAAUUGUGAGCUUUUUAAAUAUUGCUAAUGUCAGAGCUGAAAUCAAGUCUGGGUCAAACGGCAUUCAGAAACCCUUCUUAGCAUUUGUUUCCACCUGAUGUUCAGUGCUCUGUGCUUCAGGAUAAUUAUAUAAUCAUUUCAUUUCAUACAUAUUCUAAUUCAAUUUUUUUUUUACAAGUCCCAUUAUUGUCACUGAUGGCAAAUCCAAAGAACAGUAUUUUCAGAUACAGUUUGACCUUGGCCUUAUAAAACCACGAGGUUCUCCCAGCCUACUGGAUUAUAGAGACCUGUGCCUGUACUAUAAACCAAGGAUGAAUUGUUUUCCUUUUUUUAAUUCAUUGUUCCUGAGUCUGAAGGAAAAUCAGAGACAUGGACCUUUUUCAGGUUUUGUCAGACAUGUUCCAAAGCAAAUAGGCCAUUUUUGUCCUUUUAAACUAAAUAAUGUUUGGUCUAAUAAAUGUUUACCAGAAUGUUUACUCCCUCAACCCACACCUUACCAAUGUUUUUUUUCUUUUCUUUUUUGCAUUCCAGCAAAUUUCAAACCAAAUAUUGCAGAAGAGAUUAGGCUCCUGAUGCCGUUUACUUUGUACACACUUAAUAGUUUGAUGAAAGAUGAAUAACAGUGGUCAAGGAUUUAAAUCACUUUGUGUACUCUGAUUGCUUGAGUAUCCUUUUUUGUCUUCACUGUAGCAAACUGAAGAUCCUGGGCUCUGAUACUUCUGAAUGAGGCACCAGCAAACAGACAUACAUGUUGAGCAGUCACAGAAAAAGAACGAUCCAUGUCUCAGUAUUUCGCAAAGGCUCUGUUGUACCAACAGCUCUAUUCCUUUAAGUUUUAAAUGUCUUUCUUUUGUAACCCUCAUAUAGUUUGUUGUCCUUUUUAGUGUUGCUUUGCUUCAGUUUGAAGUGUAUCUUUGACUAAUUCUUGCAAUAAAAUGCUUUGCUUUA